Mycena indigotica is the source of this 1107-nucleotide messenger RNA. RefSeq lists its product as uncharacterized. Lineage: Eukaryota; Fungi; Basidiomycota; Agaricomycetes; Agaricales; Mycenaceae. The record is from RefSeq and is a predicted model, not a curated record. The coding region runs from base 1 to 1107 and encodes 368 amino acids. The transcript has 3 exons.
AUGCAUUUGUCUUUACUUCAAUCUCUCGCUAGUGGUUUAACCGCCUUUCCGCUCCUCGGUGCGGCUUCCAAACCUGGACCCACCAUCUACCACAUCCCCUCCACACCUCAGAACGGGACUGCUCAGGCUCAGCUUAUUUCCAGCGCUUCUGGCUUUGACGCUCCGAAGGCUACCCCCAUCACCAAUUCCUCGUUUGACUGGUGGUACUUCGAUGUCGCAUCCAACAACCCAGCUGACCUCGCCUCGAUCACCAUCGUUUUCUUCACAACCACACAACAAGGCUUCCCUUUCACCGAAUCAAGCUCUGCUACCCCUGUCCGUAUCUCGGGGACGUAUUCGAAUGGGACACUUUGGGAUCUCACCUUGGACGGAGAUGGUUCUGGCGCAACCGUUGUUGUCGAUGGCGAGGCAACUAGCGGAAAUUGGAGCUCAGGUGUGACCUGGCAUGCGACAUCAACUUCCAAUUAUCUUAUUACACUUGAUACACCGCGUUUGAAGGGAGCGAUAACUUUCCAAUCGGUUGCGCCUGCGCAUCUUCCUUGCGGAGCUGAUGCCCCCGGUCAGAACCUAGAAGUUGGACCACGAAUUGGUUGGGCCAAUGCGAUUCCGGAUGCGAAUUCAUCUGUGCGACUCAAUAUCACUGGGACCGUGCUUGCUUUUGACGGUUUAGGGUAUCACGACAAGAAUUGGAGUGACCUGCCUUUUACCACCAAUGUCGCGUCUUGGUACUGGGGGCAUGCCCGUGUAGGGCCACUUUCGAUCGUCUGGUUCGACUUCCUUGAUCUAGAAGGAAAUGAAAGCGUCAGCGUUUAUGUCUCGCGCAACAACACAAUAGUCACAGCAAGUUGUUCCCCCGGAAGCAUACAAGUCCGACCUACCGGCUCGACGGAGCAGGCGGCAUACCCUCCGGUCGUCAGUAAUCCGGACCCAGCCGGCUACCGAAUCGAGAUUGUUGGCGGCCUCGCGCUGAAUAUUAGCGUGCUGGUGCCAGCGGUACCGACGAACCCUUUCUAUACGCGGUCCAUUGGGACCAUAUCAACCAUGGUCGAUGGAAAGUUUUACUCCGGCAGAGCACUCUUCGAACAAUUCAAACUGGUCCAAUCUUAG